This is a messenger RNA of Mesocricetus auratus (golden hamster), 1257 nucleotides long. RefSeq names its product CXXC repeat containing interactor of PDZ3 domain (gene Cript). Gene Ontology annotation, biological process: cytoplasmic microtubule organization. The transcript is spliced from 5 exons. Gene Ontology annotation, cellular component: dendrite. Gene Ontology annotation, molecular function: microtubule binding; PDZ domain binding. The record is from RefSeq and is a predicted model, not a curated record. Bases 128 to 433 code for a protein of 101 amino acids. NCBI's taxonomy places the organism in Eukaryota, Metazoa, Chordata, Mammalia, Rodentia, Cricetidae.
GAGCCGGAAGUGGGGAAAGCGGAAGCGAGCUGCCGUAGCCGGAAGGGGAAGCGUUCUCAGGCUGUGUUGUUGAUGUCUCUUGGCGGCGGCUCCCGCUUAGGUUGUUGAGGGGACGGUUCGUGGCAGGAUGGUGUGCGAAAAGUGUGAAAAGAAACUCGGCACAGUUAUCACUCCAGAUACGUGGAAAGAUGGUGCACGGAACACCACAGAAAGUGGUGGAAGGAAGCUGAAUGAAAACAAAGCUUUGACUUCGAAAAAAGCAAGGUUUGAUCCAUAUGGAAAGAAUAAGUUCUCCACUUGCAGAAUUUGUAAAAGUUCUGUACACCAGCCUGGUUCUCAUUACUGUCAAGGCUGUGCAUACAAAAAAGGCAUCUGUGCCAUGUGUGGCAAAAAGGUUCUGGACACCAAAAACUACAAACAGACGUCUGUCUAGAUGUUCUGGUGAACCCUCUGACCUUCUGUAGUUGUCCUUUCUACCUUGACUUUUCAAGGUAUAACAUGGAUGUUCCAUCUUACAAAAUAACCUGUUUCAAGAUGAGUGCCAGUAUAAAGCAGUGAAGUUGAUCAAUAUCCAUGCACUUGAUAUCAUGAAGCUCUGAACAGCAACGCUAUAACCAGACUUCUGCCUUAAGAGGUUAUUUUCCUUGUGAGCAUUUUACUGAACUAGAAUAAGUGACAAAAUUAAUGGAAAAGGUAUUCCUGAGUUCUAUAUGCACUUUCUAUUUAACAUUCUUAUAAUCCUAUUUGAUCCAUGUAUUUUAUUUAUAGAUAUUGCAAUGUGAAAUUACUGAUACUUUGCUCUGAAUUUGACAUCCAAACAUAGAAUUCCUUCCUUACAAAUGUCACAGUUCUUAGGAUCAGUAGUCCCUUGGUUAAAUGCAUUUUCAUUAGCUUUAAAUAUUCGAGACCAUUAUUGCUGAAUGGUCCCUUAGUAACCUGUCCUGCCACAAGUCAAACUUAAGUUGUGUUUUUUUUUUUUUAUUGUAAAUUUGUUGUUGAAGCUAAAGUGCCAGUCCCUUUUACCUGUGAACUAGAGCCCAUGGAGUGCCCAUCUGUCCAGAUGAGUGCACUGGGUUUCAGAGAAUUCAAGUGUCCUGAAAGCAGUGUGGAGGAACAGUGUCUGUCCACACAUAGUGAGGGUGACGGUCUCUGCUCGGGAGUGUCCUUUGAAGCUGGAAACAAACUUUUUCUAACCCUCUCCACCACCGCACCACCCCACACCACACCCAAGAAAUCAAUAAAACAAACAUUUGGCUC